This is a messenger RNA of Rosa chinensis, 1092 nucleotides long. RefSeq lists its product as uncharacterized. Lineage: Eukaryota; Viridiplantae; Streptophyta; Magnoliopsida; Rosales; Rosaceae. Gene Ontology annotation, biological process: DNA integration. The coding region runs from base 1 to 1092 and encodes 363 amino acids. The record is from RefSeq and is a predicted model, not a curated record. The transcript is spliced from 4 exons. Gene Ontology annotation, molecular function: nucleic acid binding.
AUGGUGAAUGAAGGAAUUGUUCUUGGGCAUGUGGUGAGUUCAAGAGGAAUGGAAGUUGACAAGGCCAAGGUGGAGCUCAUUUCCAAGUUACCACCUCCACAUAAUGUCAAAGCAAUUAGAAGCUGUCUUGGACAUGUCGGUUUCUAUAGAAGGUACAUGAAAGAUUUCUCUAAGAUUUCUAAGCCCCUUUGUGAUUUGAUAGCCAAGGAUGCUCCUUUUGUGUUUGAUGAACAUUGCUUGAAAGCAUUUGAGACAAUCAAGGUGAUGCUCACUCAAGCUCCUAUCAUGAUUGCACCGGAUUGGUCUCUUCCUUUUGAAUUAAUGUGUGAUGCUUCGGAUUAUGUUAUGGGAGCGGUUUUAGCUCAAAAGAAGGACAAGUUUGAUAUUGAGAUCAAAGACAAACCGGGGAAAGAAAACCAAGUGGCGGAUCAUUUGUCAAGAUUGGUUGAAGGAGGUGACGACUCUUCCAUUCCUUUGAAGGACACUUUUCCGGAUGAGCAAUUGUUUAACAUCAAUGUUAAGGAGCUCCCAUGGUUUGCUAAUUUGAUGAACUACCAUGCAAGUGAAGGGAAGUACAUUCCAAGUGCGCUUGAUUACCAAGGAAGGAAGCGAUUCCUCAAAGAAGUAGAAGCAAUUGCAAGUGCCAAGAAUGAUCACAAUGUUGUGCUCAAGUUCCUCAAGGAGAAUAUUUUUCAAAUGUAUGGCACUCCAAGAGCCAUCAUAAUUGAUAGAGGAUCCCACUUCCACAACAAGCACUUUGAAGCUCUAUGCAAGAAGUAUGACAUCAAGCACAAGAGAAGGUUGUGGGGAUUACAAGGAAAGAUUGGAGAUGCACUUUGGGCAUACCGGACCACCUACAAGACUCCACUUGGCAUGUCACCUUAUCGGUUGGUUUAUGGAAAAGCAUGUCAUUUGCUGGUGGAAUUGGAGCAUAAAGCAUAUUGGGCUAUCAAGAAGUUCAAUUUUGAUCUUGCUAAGAUGGGAGAGAAGAGGAAGCUUUAUCUAUGUGAGCUUGACAAAAUUAGAAUGGAGGCAUAUGAGAAUGCCAAGCUAUACAAGGAGAGAACCAAGCCUAUCAUGACAAGAAGUUGA